Molecule: messenger RNA, 1851 nt
Organism: Eutrema salsugineum
Lineage: Eukaryota; Viridiplantae; Streptophyta; Magnoliopsida; Brassicales; Brassicaceae
Exons: 6
Coding region: 1-1851 (616 amino acids)
Source: RefSeq, a predicted model, not a curated record
AUGGAACACGGAGAAGCUUCAAAUACAGGCAUGGAAGAUGGAGAAGCUUCAAAUAACCUUUCGGAAAAACUACCAAAAAGGGUCCUCGGCGAUGGUUGCUACCCCAUUGGUGCUCGGUUGAACAUAUAUUCAAAGGUCAAUGUCAUUGGCCUCCUUGUCGAGGCGUUAAAGGGUACUGAAGAUCUUGAGAAGCUACUUCAUUCCCAGUUUGGGAAUUUAUUCCAUCUACCUGUUGCAAGAUGUUGCAACAGCGCCAAACUAGUCCAUGCCCUUCUAUCACGACAACUUGUGACCAUGAAGAAACACGAGAUUUGGUUCCUCUUUGGUGGACAGCCUCUGAGAUAUUCGAUACGGGAGUUUAAGGAAAUCACUGGAUUGAAUUGCAAUCCCGAACCUGAUAGCACAGAAGAAGAAGAAGAUGUCGGAAAGACAGGAAUCUGGAAAGACCUGUUUGGAAGAGCGACCGCUAUGAACGUGUUUGAUGUGCUUGAAAUGUUAAAGGACCCGGAUCUACCCCGAUGGAAAAGGCUACCAUUGGCCCUAAUCGACGGUGUUCUCUUUUGCAAUAGCAAAAAUCUAGCCCUCACCGAGAAAUACGUUGAGAUGUUGACUGACUUGGAUAGGUUCAUGUUGUAUCCAUGGGGGAGGGUAUCCUUUAACAAAACAGUAUCUCGUUUUCAAGCUCCGAAGGCAAUCACAGAUGCCGAGAAAAGGGAGAAUCCUUUAACACGAUUGCGUCGUCAACUUAAACAGAAAACCAGUGCAUGCUACGGAUUCCCUCUAUCACUACAACUCAUGGCCCUCCAAUCUAUACCAAUGUUGGUUUCCAAAAUUCCUCAACCUGAUACCUUGAAGACUUUCAUUGAAGAUCCCGAAGGUUUUCAAAACGUUAUCACACUAUUACAUCUUGGGGACAUACUUGCCGUGGAAUCCGACCCUCUGUUGUCUGUGAAACAGAUAGUAGUGGAUGAUGGUGACAAUGACCAACAGAAUGAAUUGCGUUGGGGAGAUGAGGUAGAGGAUGCCGAAGUUGCAUUCAUGCAGGAAUUCAUGGCCGAGGGGUACAAAUUCACACCUUCGGAUUUUGCAGUGGCACCGGCACCUAUCGUGGAUCUUAGUGAUGCAGAGGACGAGGAUGACGAAGGACAGAAUCGAAAAAAAGGUGGUGAAAAACCGGAUGAAGAUGAAGACGAAGACGAAGAUGGAGGUGAAGAAGGAGGUGAUGAUGGUGCACAGUCUAGCGUACGCCAUGAUGAUGGUGUACACCCCCAAGGUGGUGUACACCAGAAAGAAAGAGAUGAUGAAGAAGGGACCUCUACUUACUACGGCGGGGACCAUUAUUCUCCCAGGGACCAUGCGUACUUGAAGACUCCAGAAGCUCCGACGAAGACCUCUGAACCUGAACAAGCCAAUUCAGGAACAACUCGUCCACCUACUUACUUCGUCUAUCCGGAUGAAGAUCCACCUUCUGGCCCCAACGAGGUGGAUGGUGGUCGAACAAAUUUGGGGUCAGUCACCUUAGUAGUCUACAAACCUCAGACUGCUCACCCAUUGAGCUACGCAUAUAAGAAAAAUGAAGCGCAGACAGAUGCACAGGCUGUGGCUAAUGAGGAGGACUCAAAUGCGGCGAAAGAUUACCAUACUACGCCUGAGGAUGCAAGUGAUGCUUCGCAGAAGACCCCUUCUACUCCAAAACCCCCACAAGAACACAUGCAAGUCAUAAUGGCCAUGCUUUGGAGACGUAGAGGUGAAAUAUACUUGAAAGACAGGAUAGCAUUUGUAGACACCUUGUUCAUAUCCAUCAUCGGCAACUACUACAACGGUUUCAUAUCUGGAGACAAAAAUCAGUAG